GGGCGGUGAGUGAAGGGAGUGAUGCUGGGAUGGAGCUGAGCACUGUGCGGAGUUUCCAUCUGCGCGCCGGGAUGUGCGGGGAGAGCACCCUGCCUUCGCGGCUCCUGCUGCCCCCGCUGCUGCUGCGGCUGCCCCUGCUGCUGCUGCUGCUACUGCUGCUGGCCCCGGCGAUGCCCUCCUCCUCCUCCCCCUACUCCUACGCGGUGCCCUCCGACAGCGAGGUGUGCCCGGAGAGCAAGGUGCUGUCGGUGGAGUAUCCGUGUGUGCGCGCCAACGGGGAGCGGACUACGUGCAUCAGGAAGCGAUGCUGCAAAGGGUACCGCUUUGUGCUGGGACAGUGUCUACCUGAAGAUGUGGACGUGUGUGCGGGCUCGCCCUGCGAGCAGCUCUGCACCGACCACUUUGGGCGCGAGCUCUGCGCGUGCCACGCGGGGUACCGCCUCGAGCGCCGCCGCGCGCGCGACCGCCCCUACUGCCUGGACGUGGACGAGUGCGCGCGCCAGGGUGACGGCACCUCGCGCUGCUCUCACGGCUGCCGCAACUCGCCCGGCAGCUACGAGUGCACGUGCCCAGAGGGCUGGCGACUCGCCGGGGACAAACACUCGUGCCGGAGGGUGCCCCCGCCCCCCCCUCGGGGUGGGGCGCGUGGGGGUCUGUUGGCCGUGGCCGCGUGUCCGCUGUCGUGCGACGACGACGACUCCCAGCACGUGCGCGCCACAGGAAAUGACAUCACGGUGAAGAGCGGACAGCGGGCGCACGAGAAGCCCCCGGGACAGAUCGGGCCCCCCGGUCCGCCCGGGCCCCUGGGGCCCCUGGGGCCCCCCGGUCUGCCCGGUCCGCUCGGGCCCCCGGGGCCACCCGGGCCCUUGGGGCCCCCCGGUCCGCUCGGGCCCCCCGGUCUCCCCGGCGAGGAAGGGGCACUGGGAGGAGUCGGACCCCCGGGCGCUGAGGGCCCCCCAGGGCCCCGCGGCCUCAUGGGGCCCCCAGGGCAGGAUCCCGACCUGUCGCACGUCAAACGAGGCCGGAGGGGGCCGAUGGGUCACACUGGGCCUCCAGGUAUGCAAGGCCUCAAGGGAGAGCGCGGAUCGCCAGGUCCUCGCGGAGUUCCCGGCCCCCCGGGCUCGUUCGACUUCCUGCUGCUGCUCGUGGCCGACCUGCGCCACGACAUCGCCGAGCUCCAGCGCCGCGUGCUCGGCCACGCCGCGGGGGGGGGCGCCUCGCCCGAGCGCCCCUCCCCCGCGGCCCCCCCCACGGGGCCCCCCUCCCCCGAGCCCCCUGCGGCCCCCCCCACGGGGCCCCCCGCGGUGCCGCCGCAGGAGGGGGGCGGCUCCGGGCAGGACGAGGAGGAGGAGGAGGACGAGGAGGGGGAGUUGUGGCGCGGGGAGGAGGGUGGCCCCCCACAACGAAACCAACGGGGCGAGCCCCCCACUCUGGCUUCGUGA
This is a messenger RNA of Lethenteron reissneri (Far Eastern brook lamprey), 1442 nucleotides long. It is a transcript of the gene CCBE1, whose product is annotated as collagen and calcium binding EGF domains 1. Gene Ontology annotation, molecular function: calcium ion binding. NCBI's taxonomy places the organism in Eukaryota, Metazoa, Chordata, Hyperoartia, Petromyzontiformes, Petromyzontidae. The record is from RefSeq and is a predicted model, not a curated record.